Molecule: messenger RNA, 2860 nt
Organism: Pyrgilauda ruficollis (rufous-necked snowfinch)
Lineage: Eukaryota; Metazoa; Chordata; Aves; Passeriformes; Passeridae
Gene: TRAF7
Product: TNF receptor associated factor 7
Exons: 16
Coding region: 611-2200 (529 amino acids)
Biological process (GO): proteolysis; regulation of proteasomal protein catabolic process; protein polyubiquitination
Cellular component (GO): nucleus; cytoplasm; SCF ubiquitin ligase complex
Molecular function (GO): zinc ion binding; ubiquitin-like ligase-substrate adaptor activity; protein binding
Source: RefSeq, a predicted model, not a curated record
UGGCUUCGUUCUUCCAUGUCCAAGCAUGCAUUCUGCUCAUUGAAGAGCUUUAUUCCUCCUCUCUGCACCUUUUCCAGUCCACCAGCAGCAUCCCUCCCAGAGUAACCCCACAGUGGCUGCGCUCCCAGCUGCACUGGAUCCUCAGAUCCAGUCUCCCACGGUCUGCAGCCUCCAGUGGUGCUUUGACACCGAGUGGCACCUUGGCUACGUGCUGCUGGUUGGUAUUCCAGCAGCAGCACUCCCUCAAAGCCAAUCCCCAGGCUGCCAUGGCAGAGGAUCUCUCUGGAUUGGCGCGCGGUGUCCGCUCCGCUCUCCCCUCCCGAGCAGGAAGCGGCAGAGCCGGGCUCACAGAGAAUUCAAUAGAAGGAAGUCUCCACACUUACGCAAAGAAAUUUGGCAGAAGUUAGAUAGUGAGUGCAACAACAAGUGCUGCUGCAGAGAUUACAGACAUUGCAGGAGCUGGAGCAGUCUCUGGGGGAGAUUUACAGAGCUUUCCAUGAAGGAUUAAUUCUUGCAGACCGUUGCUUGGCGGGUGUGCACGCCUCCCAUCAGCACCCCGCGCCGCUCCGACUCCGCUAUCUCCGUCCGCUCCUUGCACUCCGAGUCCAACAUGUCCUUGCGCUCCACGUUCUCACUCCAUGAGGAAGAGGAGGAGCCAGAGCCCCUGGUGUUUGCAGAGCAGCCCUCCGUGAAGCUGUGCUGCCAGCUGUGCUGCAGUGUCUUUAAGGAUCCCGUCAUCACAACCUGUGGGCACACGUUUUGCAGGAGAUGUGCCUUAACAUCUGAGAAGUGCCCCGUGGACAACGCCAAGCUGACGGUGGUGGUGAACAACAUCGCGGUGGCCGAGCAGAUCGGGGAGCUGUUCAUCCACUGCAAGUACGGCUGCCGGCCCGCCGCCAGCAGCAAGCCCACCGCCUUCGAGGUGGACCCCCGGGGCUGCCCCUUCACCAUCAAGCUGAGUGCCAGGAAGGAUCAUGAGAGCAGCUGUGAUUACAGGCCUGUGCGCUGCCCCAACAACCCCAGCUGCCCUCCCCUCCUCAAAAUGAACCUGGAGGCUCACCUGAAGGAGUGUGAGCACAUCAAGUGUCCCCACUCCAAAUACGGGUGUGCGUUCAUAGGAAACCAGGACACCUAUGAGACCCACCUGGAGACGUGCAAGUUCGAGGGGCUGAAGGAGUUCCUGCAGCAGACGGACGAUCGCUUCCACGAGAUGCAGGUGGCCAUGGCCCAGAAGGACCAGGAGAUCGCCUUCCUGCGCUCCAUGCUGGGAAAACUCUCUGAGAAAAUCGACCAGCUGGAGAAGAACCUGGAGCUGAAGUUUGAUGUGCUGGAUGAGAACCAGAGCAAGCUGAGCGAGGACCUGAUGGAAUUCCGCAGGGACGCCUCCAUGCUGAACGAUGAGCUCUCCCACAUCAAUGCUCGGCUCAACAUGGGCAUCCUUGGAUCCUACGAUCCUCAGCAGAUCUUCAAGUGCAAGGGGACCUUUGUGGGCCACCAGGGCCCCGUGUGGUGUUUGUGUGUGUACUCCAUAGGAGACUUGCUCUUCAGUGGCUCCUCAGACAAAACCAUUAAGGUGUGGGACACCUGUACCACAUACAAGUGCCAAAAGACCCUGGAGGGUCACGAUGGAAUUGUGCUGGCUCUCUGCAUCCAGGGGAACAAGCUGUACAGUGGCUCUGCUGACUGCACCAUCAUCGUCUGGGAUAUUCAAAACCUGCAGAAGGUGAACACGAUCCGAGCGCACGACAAUCCUGUUUGCACUUUGGUCUCCUCACACAACAUGCUCUUCAGUGGCUCCCUCAAAGCCAUCAAGGUGUGGGAUAUUGUGGGCACUGAGCUCAAGCUGAAGAAGGAGCUGACAGGUCUCAACCACUGGGUUCGAGCGCUGGUGGCUUCCCAGAAUUAUCUCUACAGUGGAUCUUACCAGACCAUCAAGAUCUGGGACAUCCGGAACCUGGAGUGUGUGCACGUGCUGCAGACGUCGGGAGGCAGCGUGUACUCCAUCGCCGUGACCAACCACCACAUCGUGUGCGGCACCUACGAGAACCUCAUCCACGUACGGGCUGGGCUCUGCCCUUGGGGGUGGGCAGGGCUGGGGGGGUGGCUGCGCCACCAGGGCAGUGUCACCGCCCUGGCCGUGUCCCGCGGCCGCCUCUUCUCCGGCGCCGUGGACAGCACUGUAAAGGUCUGGACGUGCUAACGAGAGCGUCACACGAGUCCUGCACACUGAAAGACCAAAAGCUCUCCCCUCCAUCGGCCUGUGGGUGACCACACCACUGAAACAACUGCUGCAGCUCCUCCUGCACCGAGCACUGCCUGCUGCUGCUGCCCCUCGGCCGGCGGCUCUCCGGACGGCUCUGCCCCACGGACACUCCAGGUGUUCCCUCAGCUCUGCCCCAGAUGAUUGGAAAAGGGGAAGCUGUUCCAGUGCCAGUGCCCUCCUCUGCCUGUGUCCCCCCAGCUGGGGUGACACUGGGCCUCGGGGCCAGGCCAGCAGAGCCCUUGGCCAGCGCCAGGAUGGACAGAUCCGUGUCCUGGUGGGGACAGGCUGGGCCCCUGUCCGUGGCAGGACUGACCCUGGGUGGGCACCUGACCCCUUUCUGUCUCUAGUAUUUAAUUUUACUGCCAAGGCCGAUCCAUGUGGGAAGAGGUGUUUCCUUGAGUAGCCAGGUACGAUUUUUAUGCCACAGCUAGUUCUCAAAUCAAGUUCCACAAGCCCAUUGUUCACCACCCUGUAAUAAUGGUCUCCACAUUAAAGACAAAAAACCUCCGUUGCAUUUUUACUCACAUUUUCUACUGUUUUUAAGAUUGUAAUAUAGAUUUGAUUAUUUCUUCAUUGACAAUAAAAGCAGAAAGAGUU